Molecule: messenger RNA, 2553 nt
Organism: Betta splendens (Siamese fighting fish)
Lineage: Eukaryota; Metazoa; Chordata; Actinopteri; Anabantiformes; Osphronemidae
Gene: hapln4
Product: hyaluronan and proteoglycan link protein 4
Exons: 7
Coding region: 595-1737 (380 amino acids)
Biological process (GO): cell adhesion
Molecular function (GO): hyaluronic acid binding
Source: RefSeq, a predicted model, not a curated record
CAGGGACGAGCACCUUGAGCCCGUGCUGCUCACUGCGUGUGAGGGGACUGCGUUAGUCGCUCGGCCUGCUUUCGCGUUGAGCUGCUGGUGCUGCAGUGCUGCCACCGCAAAUGCAGUGGGAGGCGAGCGUUCCCAGGCGACGGGAAUUAGGAUUUCACUGCGCCCCCGGCCAGGUCAGAGCCCGACCCGCGUGUCUGAGCGUGUGUUCAGCCACAUACGGCGAGCCUUCAUCGCCAUCAGAGGUGAGAGGGGCGAGGAUGACGAGCACCCAAAAGCAGAUCAUUGCUUUAAAGCUCUGAGCGCCGUCGGUUCCGUCGGGAGACACCUGGCAGUGGCUGAAACCCCGACGACCUGUGAGGAGCAUCACGCUGUGAAGUCAAAGCUGGCGCGUGCAGGAGGAUGUCUGCCAGCGCGCCCAUGACGCCACUCCUGUGUUCUGAGGAGUCUUCCUCCCGACUCGCUGAGCAACGAACGCAUCCAACAUUCAAACGCUCCAGUCGAGAUCUUGGGUGCGAUGCUCAGAGGCUUCAGCAUCACUGAACUCAUGCAAAAUGGAGCAGGAAGUUCUCGGAGCCGCCUCUGGCCUGGAGGAAGAUGAUCUUGGUGUUCUUCAUCCUGACCUCUGCCCUGUGGGUGACCUGUCUGUCUGCCGACAUCGACAAGGGGAGGAGAAAAGUUGUGCAUGUUCUCGAGGACGACACUGGUGCUGUGAUUGUGCAGACGGCUCCUGGUAAAGUGGUGACCCACCGCGGCGGCUCCAUCACUCUGCCCUGUCGGUUCCAUCACGAGCCGGAGAACUCCGACCCGGACCGCAUUAGGAUUAAAUGGACCAAAGUCACGGAUGCGCUGCAGUUCGAGGACGUCUUUGUUGCACUCGGAAAGCAGCAGCGCGUGUUCGGCUCGUACCGAGGCCGCGUCUUCUUGGAGGAGGCGGGGCUGGGCGACGCCUCAGUGAUCAUCCAGAACGUCACGCUGGAGGAUUACGGACGCUACGAGUGCGAGGUCACCAACGACAUGGAGGACGACGCAGGAUUCGUCAACCUCGACCUCGAAGGAGUGGUGUUCCCCUACUACCCCCGCGAGGGGCGCUAUAAGCUCAACUACCACCAAGCUGAGGACUCCUGCAAACAGCAGGACGCCAUCCUGGCCUCCCACUCUCAACUGCACAAGGCCUGGCUGGAGGGACUGGACUGGUGCAACGCUGGGUGGCUGGAGGACGGCUCGGUCCAGUACCCCAUCUCCCACCCCCGAGACCAGUGCGGGCGCAAGGACACCCCCGCGGGCGUCCGUAACUAUGGUUACCGGCACAAGGAGGACGAGCGCUACGACGCGUUCUGCUUCACUUCUAAGCUCAGCGGCAAAGUCUACUUUCUCAAGCGCUUUAAGAAGGUGAACUACGCGGAGGCGGCCAAGGCGUGCGUGCGGGACGGCGCGCUGGUGGCCAAAGUGGGGCAGCUGUACGCGGCGUGGAAGUUCCAGCUGCUGGACCGCUGCGAGGCCGGCUGGCUGGAGGACGGCAGCAUCCGCUACCCCAUCGUCAACCCGCGCGCCCGCUGCGGAGGCGCCCAGCCGGGCGUGCGGCACCUGGGCUUCCCCGACAAGAAGUUCCGCCUCUACGGGGUCUACUGCUUCCGCAGGAGCAAGGGCGACACGGCGGGGGGCGCCAAGAGCUCCGCGAGUGGCUGGACGAGACGGGGGGGCGGCGGCGGCAUCCCCACGAACAGCACGCGGGUGUGAAGAGUCGGGAUGCGAUUUUUAGAUUUGACUGUUGCCUGGCAGCCGGGUUCCAUUCAUCGCUUUCAAAGUAAACCAGUCCCACACAAGACGUAGUCAUCCGCACAUUUGCCAGCGAGACUGUGUAAAAUUAAAGGUGACAUCUUGAUUAGGGUGAAUUUCCUCCCAUCUCCGGUCGGUCGCUCAUCUCGAGUACGUUAGCACAUCUGUCGCCGGGGAAACUGGGAGAUUAAACAGCAGCUUGAUCGUCACAGAGGCGCGGAUCAGAUCGGCGUCUGCCGCGACUCCCGCCCUCCCGCGCCACGUUCUGUUUCCUGCCGGGGCUCCAGUCUGGGCCGCGAUCCCAGUGCCGGGGUGAAAACACUCAUCACUGGGCGAGAUGAGACCAUGUGCCCUGCGUGGAAGCCGUCCAAGCUGCUCUGUAAGUUGCGGCGCAUGUAAUUGCCCGUGUCUGGGUGCCGCGCUCGCUUAGCGGCCCUCUGGCACAAUGCGAAUAAUCUCUCUCAUUAACUAAGACCUGGCAGAGGCGUCGCCGGAGCCGAGCAGCCAGUAGCAGCACAAGCGCUGAAAGAUUUGCACUGUCUCCGCACGGAGCUUCAUUUCAGCUCAGACUUACGCGAGCAUGUAUUGUUUGGCUCAGAGUAGUUGCUGUGGCUGAAUUAGCAGACAUCCAAUAAUUGCUAUUUACCUCAUUGCACUUUAAAGCUACCUGCGGCACCAGUUGCACUACAAAUGCUAGAUCCAACACUUUACUACAGAGUAUGUUUGCCACUACUGAGUAGAUGAUGGAAACAAUCAAAUAAAGUACAAAGACCCCUG